GGGGAAAGGCAAGGGGAGACCCAGCCAGCCCGGCCUUAUACGUUCCGCUCCGGUGUGGCUGCAACGGGGCUCCAAGCGCGCAGCUACCUCCGCCUCCUCCUUCGCCUUAAACCCGGCUUGAAGGGACGGAUCGGCUCCGGCACUGGCGGGGAGCCUUUCAGACGGAGGACGGAGCAGGAGGAAGGGGCCCAACUUGAGGAAACUAACACUAUCCCAAGAAGUAUUCUCCUCCCCUGAAGUGGUUGCUGCUGGGGCACCCCUUGAACAUUUGUUGAAGUGGAGCGAAGAAAGACAAGAUGGGACGGUCUGUCUGGCUGCUCCAAUUCUGCUGAAAAAGGUUGCUAUGCCUUUUUCUCCAUCCUUGUGGACAGACAAUGAAAGAAUCUCUUUCUCUGCCUUGACCGGAACAGUUUGUUCAGAAGUAUUGGAGGAAUGAGUCAGUGAUGUGGCCCUGAGAAUCUUUUCCAUAUUCAAAAUAUACUUCAGAAGCAAAAGAAAUGCAACUGGUGCUUUGGACGCUCUUAUAUCACUGAAGAAGUCCUUCUUCACCAAUUUCCUCCUGUUGUGGAUCGAUCCAGCGCUGAAACUCCGCAGGCUUCUUCGGCUCCAUCUUGUUUCGCCAUCUCCAAUGUGCCGCCAUUUUGUUGUGGAUUAUCGGCCAGUCGUUCUGCGAGACCCUUGCGUUGCUUCUUCUUGACCAGAAAACUGGAAGGCAGAUUGUGCCUCACCCUCCCUUCUCCUUGGAUUUAUACGUUUCUUCUCUCGGCUCUUCCUUUUCCUACCUCAAAAGCCGAUUUGACAAAGUUUAAACAUUUUCCAAAAACGGUUAUCCAAAAUGACAAGUCUGUUCCGACGGAGCAGCAGCAAUGGCGGCUCGAGGAACAGUUCUUCCGCUCAAGAACUUAACAAUAGCCGCCCCGCAAGGCAAGUACGGAGGCUGGAGUUUAACCAGGCGAUGGAGGAUUUCAAGACCAUGUUCCCCAACAUGGAUUAUGACAUCAUUGAAUGUGUCUUGAGGGCCAACAAUGGUGCAGUAGAUGCCACCAUUGAUCAACUACUACAGAUGAAUUUGGACUGCAGCGAAUGUGACGAGAGUUCGGAUUCAGAUGACAGCAUUCCUCCGGAGAUUCUGGAACGAACUUUGGAACCAGACAGUUCAGACGAGGAGCCCCCUCCAGUGUAUUCUCCUCCUUCCUACGAUAUGCAUAUAUAUGACCGAAAGUACAUGGAGACUCCUCCAGUACCACCACCCAGAACUGAUAUCCAAAAUUCCAGCGGUUCACAAGCACAAAGGCGAUAUAGGGACUGGAAUCCACCAUUAUUAGGGAAUCUUCCAGAUGACUUUCUCCGCAUCUUACCACAGCAAAUGGAUACGGUGCAGAGCGCCCAAAACUGCCAUCAAAGCACACAGAGUCCUGGGAACCAGAGCGCUCAGGGGUCAUUGGAUCAGGAGAAGAAAUGGAAGCAGUAUUUGGAAGAUGAACGGAUUGCUCUGUUCCUCCAGAAUGAAGAAUUCAUGAAGGAACUUCAGAGAAAUCGAGAUUUCCUCCUGGCCCUUGAAAAAGAUCGGUUAAAAUAUGAAUCAAAGAAAUCCAGAAUGAACAGCGCUGCCCUCAGUUCAGAUCCCGCUUUGUCCUCAAUAUUAUCAGAUGAGGUCACCCGCUCCUUAACUGGUGUGCCCAGCGGGGCUAUCUCCGACGAUGCCUUAUUCAGGGACAAGUUGAAACACAUGGGAAAAUCUACACGCAAGAAGUUGUUUGAACUUGCCAGAGCUUUCUCAGAAAAGACUAAAAUGAGGAAGUCAAAAAGAAAACAGCUUUUGAAGCACCAAGUGAUGGGGACUGCAGCCUCAACAGCAAACCUUCUUGAUGACGUUGAAGGACAUUCAUGUGAUGAGGACUGCCAAAUAAGAAGAAAGUUACCUGCAGCAGAAGAACCAUCAAAAGAAGUACAAUAAGAUCCAGAAUUGGCAACUGGGGGGAGGGGGGAGAAGCCAAAUAAGAUGAGAAACCAUGAUGGUUAAAAGGGAAGAUAAUUUUUACGCUGGUGACUCUAUUCUGGAACGAUCCAAGGCUUCUCCGAAUUCAACCGCAUGGAAACAUGAAGGCACGUUAUGAUUAUUUUUAUUUUUAUCCAGUGACUAAGAAUUUGGGUCUUACUCUUCCGUCUUUUUUUUUCAACUCUGAGGAAUCCAGCUCCCCCACCACCACCCCAAAAAAAAGGGUGGGGGGGGAGAGAGAAAACUGACAAUUCACCUAAUCUUUUAUACACCAAUCUUUGAAGCUGGAUAAUGAUAAUCUGUUAUCAAAUGUGGUUCAGAAUGUAUGAAAAAAAAAAAAAGCCCCACCCAUUGUUCCAAAGUGGUUUCUGGCCGUUGUUUUUGCAUCAUGACUUUUGAACGAAUGGAUACUUGUGUCCUUUCAUCCAGAUAGAGGGUAGCCCACCAGAUUUUGCUGUAUUGUGGAUGAUGAUUUUUACUAUAAUUAUAUAAUUAUUGCUGCUAAUAGAAAAGAAACCUGAAUCAUGCUAUUUGAGUGUGAUAGUUAGAAUAAUAUAAUUUUUUCCCCUCCAUGAAAAAGUGUUCCUGCAGAUCCCUUCCACAAUCAGAAACUAUUCAUGAUAAAUAUAUUUCCCCUUAUUCAGGGGGUGUCUGUGGGGGGGGGGUCAAAAAAGUCAAGAACACAUCUUCAAACGAGAGAAAAACUCAACUUUUUCAAAAUAUUUUCUUUAAUCAAGUUUUACGAAACACAGUCAGUCUAACACAAACUAAUAAAAGAGCAGAAGAAAGAGAAAGUUCUGAUUUCUUUGCAUUCCUUUGCAGCAAAUAUAAAUAUAGUUACAAAAUUACUCCAUGAUUAAAAAAAGACCCUCACUUUUUAGUAUUCUUUUUUUUUUUCCUAAUCAUCAUUAGCACAAAUCAUAAAUGCAUUUUUUUCUGUUUCAU
Pseudonaja textilis is the source of this 2944-nucleotide messenger RNA. It is a transcript of the gene CUEDC1, whose product is annotated as CUE domain containing 1. Gene Ontology annotation, molecular function: ubiquitin binding. Lineage: Eukaryota; Metazoa; Chordata; Lepidosauria; Squamata; Elapidae. The record is from RefSeq and is a predicted model, not a curated record.